Molecule: messenger RNA, 216 nt
Organism: Dentiscutata erythropus
Lineage: Eukaryota; Fungi; Glomeromycota; Glomeromycetes; Diversisporales; Gigasporaceae
Source: the annotation of a GenBank genome assembly
AUGUUAAAUGAAUCUACUCGAAAUGACAUACUGUCAUCAGUGUUCGCUCUUAAAAAUACAAUUGAAGAUAAUACAUUAAUUAAGCUAAAAAGACCUUUAAAAGAACAAUCUGAAACGAGGAAAAAAAAGUUAAAUUUCACAACAAUUAAAAAAGAUGAUGAAGAAUUAGAAGUCAGGAAGCAUUCAAUAAGAGCCUCAAAAGAGAAUAUCGACUAG